AUGGCUCGCGCUCCCUUUGUCGUUCCAGCGCUUAAGAAGCACACCGCCACUGUCAUCAUGGCCCACGGGCUGGGAGACAGUGGACAAGGAUGGUUGACUCUCGCCCAGAGUUGGCGCCGCCGCGGCAAGUUCGAAGAAGUCGCCUUCAUCUUCCCCAACGCGCCCUCAAUUCCAAUCACAGUUAACUUCGGCAUGAGCAUGCCUGGUUGGUACGAUAUCGCCAAACUCGGCCGCGACCUCGAUUUCGAAGAAUCUGUCCGCUCGCAGGACGAGCCCGGUAUCCUCCGCUCUCGCGAAUACUUCAACAAACUCAUCAAGGAAGAAAUGGACAAGGGGAUUAAGGCUUCGCGCAUUAUCCUUGGUGGAUUCUCGCAGGGCGGUGCCAUGUCAGUGUUCACUGGUUUGACUAGUUCUGAGAAACUGGGUGGUGUGUUUGGCUUGUCGUGUUAUUUGCUUUUGAGUGAUCGCAUCAAGAACUACUUGCCUGAGGAGUGGGCUAAUAAGAACACGCCUUUCUUCCUUGGACAUGGUAAGGAUGAUGACGUUGUGAGGUUCGCUUAUGGAGAGAAGACCGCGAAAUUGCUGAAGGAAACUGGGUUGGAAGAUGUGACGUUCAACAGUUACGAUGAUCUUGGCCACUCGGCUGAUCCCGAGGAGAUUGAUGAUCUCGAGAAGUUUAUCGAGAAGUCUCUCGCGGCAAACCCCUCCCCCUCCGCCGGUCUAUGA
Messenger RNA from Penicillium soppii, 726 nucleotides. Its product is annotated as palmitoyl-(protein) hydrolase. Gene Ontology annotation, cellular component: cytoplasm. Bases 1 to 726 code for a protein of 241 amino acids. Gene Ontology annotation, biological process: protein depalmitoylation. The transcript has 6 exons. Lineage: Eukaryota; Fungi; Ascomycota; Eurotiomycetes; Eurotiales; Aspergillaceae. The record is from RefSeq and is a predicted model, not a curated record. Gene Ontology annotation, molecular function: palmitoyl-(protein) hydrolase activity; carboxylic ester hydrolase activity.